This is a messenger RNA of Candidula unifasciata, 621 nucleotides long. NCBI's taxonomy places the organism in Eukaryota, Metazoa, Mollusca, Gastropoda, Stylommatophora, Geomitridae. The record is from the annotation of a GenBank genome assembly.
AUGUUGAUAGACAAUAAAGAUAUCUCAGCAAACUUAAAACACUACUGCAACAGUAUGCACUUACCUCUUCACGCCACUCUCCCAGAUGGGGACCCAGUAGUUAUAGACACCAUGACAGACUCACAGAUCACAGAUAUGUAUGAACUGAUAACCAGCGCUGCCUUGAGCGGCAAUGGGUUUGGGGUUGAUGAAUACCCCACGGAAAAAGAUUUCCGUAACGAGAUCAAAGAUGGCCACAAUUUUAUUGUGUGCAGUAAAGAUUGUGGGAAAAUGAUUGCUGCCUUUUCUUUAAUCAACAGUAAAUUCUAUCGAGGUUCAGACCUGACAUUUGCUGAUCCAAUUAUUAUCGUGAAAAGAUCUGAGAGGGGCAAAGGAAUUGGAGAGUUUAUUUUUAGACAUGUUGUUUUGUUCUCUAAACUUCUGGGAUAUUCAGGAAUUUACACAGAUACUUUUACCAAUAACUUUGCUAUGACAAAGAUCAUAGAGCGUUCUCCAGGUUUCCAACAUGUGGGUCAUCUUCCUAUUGGAGGCAAGCUGUCAGAUGGGUCAUUUGUGUCUGCUAAUAUCUACUUCAAGGAUUUGAGAGAUCAAGGUGAAACAUUCUGGACAUCUGGAGAGUAG